Messenger RNA from Exserohilum turcica Et28A, 1247 nucleotides. RefSeq lists its product as uncharacterized. Lineage: Eukaryota; Fungi; Ascomycota; Dothideomycetes; Pleosporales; Pleosporaceae. The transcript has a single exon. The record is from RefSeq and is a predicted model, not a curated record. The coding region runs from base 97 to 1086 and encodes 329 amino acids.
AUCCAACACUGCCUCUGUUCUAAUACUUUGUCCUACGUCCGUACUACGGUCUUGUUUUCCUAAAAAUAGAUUUGUGUGGACCAUAACCACUGAGUCAUGAACUCAAAUUCAACUUCACUCCAUGAGAAUGAGUAUGAAGACACUCCCAAAUGCCGCUACCGCCUCGACAACCAAACUUCUCAUACAGUAACCCUCCCUGAUGGCCGGAAGCUGGGUUACGCUGAAUACGGAUCGCCAACUGGCCAUGCGAUCCUGUACCAACACGGGCUUCCGGGCUCUCGCAUCGAAGCCGCUUGUUACCACGACCUUGCCAUGGAGCUCGGCGCCCGGGUCAUCGCCAUAGACAGACCAGGCAUAGGCUGGAGCUCACCAUGUGCCUCGAGGACAGUCCUCAGCUGGGCCCAAGAUGUCGAGUAUCUCACCGAGCAUCUCAACCUAGACACAUACUCCGUGCUAGGCGUCUCGGGAGGCGGUCCGUAUGCGCUUUCCUGUGCCGCAAGGCUUCCACCCGAGAAGCUCAAGGCUGUUUCCAUCAUCUGCGGUCUGGGACCCCCCGACAUGAGCAUGUGGGACGCCGAGUGGACGCACUGGCUGGGGUUUCCGUACGGAUGGCGCUAUGCGCCCGCGUGGUUGCUAAACUGGUUUUUCCGCCGCGAUGCGUUUGGCCGCAUGGAGCUGAGCGAUGAGGAGAGGUUCAGAGAGGUGGCUUCGCCGUCCAAUCUUGCGGCUAUCAAGAACCCGAUGGAUAAGAAGAUUUUCGGUGAUGAGGAUUUCGUGAGAUUGGAGUUGAAGGCUACGCGUGAAGCGAAUGCGCAGGGUUUCGCUGGCAUAGCGCUGGAUGGGAGAACGGCAUGUUCAGAGUGGGGCUUUCGGAUUGAGGAUAUCAGGAGAGAUUUACCUGUCCAGCUGUGGUAUGGCAAGAAUGACACGUUUGUUCCGCCGAAUAUUGGGCUGGAGACUGCUGCGAGGUUGGGUGGUAGUCAGGGCAGGGUUGUGCUGAGGUUGGAGCACGCUUCGCAUUGUAGUAUUUCGCGCAAUUGGGAGAGGGAGCAGUUGGAAGCUAUUCUGGAAGAGAUGCGGGAUUAGAUGUUUAGCUGUGCUUUUCUUCGAUCUGGGUGGGUUGGGAGUCGUUUGUAUAUACAUCUUAUCGUCUCGACUCUGAUCUUAGCAUUCUGUCUUUUCUUUAAGGCUGUAUUUAUCUUGUAUAAUAAUAUCCAGGGCAGGGACAACAUGAAGACGCCAAUGAA